AUGGUUUUAGCAAUUGGACAAACACAACAAAAACGAUGAAGUGAAGAACUGAUAAUAUAUUUCCGAAAUAUUCUACAAAAAAUGGGGUUAUUCCAAAAACUAGCCACUUUCCUAGGGGUGAAAAAAAAAGAGGUUAAUGUAUUAGUGGUGGGGUUAAAUAAUAGUGGCAAAUCGACUGUGGUAAAUAAAUUUAAGAAUGAAGACGAGAGAGUUACUGAUGUUGUGCCUACAGUAGGUUUUUCAGUUGAGAGGUUUCAAAACAAAAACCUCUCUUUUACAGCGUUUGAUAUGUCCGGCCACGGACGAUAUAGAGACCUUUGGGAACAUUAUUACAAAGACUGCCAUGGAAUCAUCUUCGUUAUAGACAGUAGCGACAGAUUAAGAUUGGUUGUAGUGAAGGAAGAAUUAGAUCUUCUUCUUCAGCAUCCUGAUAUUUGUAACAAAAAAAUUCCAAUUUUGUUUUUCGCCAAUAAAAUGGACAGUAAAGAAGCUUUAAGUAGCGUUAAGAUAGCUGCAGGUUUAGGACUAGAUAAAAUUAUGAAGAAACCAUGGCAUAUAUCUUCCAGUAAUGCUCUUACUGGAGAAGGGUUACAGGAUGGAGUCGAAUGGUUGACACAACAGAUUCGGGAAAUGAUAAUAGCCAAACAGUAGAUAAUUUCAAUAUUUCUUUUCAUUUUUAAUGAAUUUAUCAUGUUAUUCCCUUAAAAGCUUUAACAUUUGAGUUGGCAUAAUAGAUUUUACAAAUUUUUUUAAU
Molecule: messenger RNA, 754 nt
Organism: Diorhabda sublineata
Lineage: Eukaryota; Metazoa; Arthropoda; Insecta; Coleoptera; Chrysomelidae
Gene: Arl6
Product: ADP-ribosylation factor-like protein 6
Exons: 2
Coding region: 82-651 (189 amino acids)
Biological process (GO): vesicle-mediated transport; cilium assembly; intracellular protein transport
Cellular component (GO): cytoplasm; axoneme
Molecular function (GO): GTPase activity; GTP binding
Source: RefSeq, a predicted model, not a curated record